CUUGAAUGAUUUUCUGGACUAUGCAGAAAGUGAUGAUCUCAUGAGCCCGUUGAAUGAAUCGGAGCUUGAGUCAGAAAAGGUGGAAGCGAAAACAGGAACUAAAGUAGCAGGAAAUGAAAGAGAAAGAACGUGUGAAGAAAGAAACGGCAGAAAGAUGUCUUACCGAAAUCGAACGGUGUGGAUCAUGGAGCAAGCAAGGACUGAUCAAAAGAGGCCACAGAAGUCAGCAAUUGUAGUGGGCAGUAAUCCAGAACAAAGUAACUCAGAAGUUUCACAAGCCUCUGCGGAAAACCCUGAGGUCUUAGUCGGUCAAGCCAACAAGCAAGUUGAAACAAGUAAUUCGUUCCACACCAGCACUACUCAAGAAUCGAUUCUGCAAGUUGAUCUAUUAGAUCAGACUGUUACAGCAAAAAACGAAUAUAGACAACUACAAAGCUUCAAAGAUGAACCAAUCCAUUUGGAUAGCUUCAACACAUUGAUCCAGAAAGCAGGUGCAAAACAUAAAAUAGCCAAUCAAUCCAGUUGUAGCCUAAUAGUUGAUACGCAGUCAAAAAUACAACAUAACACGUCACAAAAACGUGAUGCCAAAAUAUCCGACCUGCCGCAAAAUGUUUUUGAUGGGUACUAUGAAGUAGGUCCUGACAGUUUAGGUGCUCCUAUCCAACAAGAACAUACACAAAUUAAAACGACCUGUGAUGAUGGCAGUGAAAAAUUUUUGGAGCCAUUUGUCUCUGACGACUCUACAGCUGAUCCUGAUUACUUUUCGUCUACCUUUUCCAGCGGCAGUGAAACUAACAGUUCAUCGUCUGUUGAAAAUGAUAUUAACUCAAGUAACAAGAGCGAGGAAAAGAAGCAUCGAAGGGUAGUUAAUUUUAAUGACUCUCAAGAAAUUGCAAGAAAAAGAUCAAGAAAUCCUGAAAAUUGGCGUAAAAAUUCUGCAAAGAAAUUGAGAAAUUCCGUUUCAAAAUUAUAG
This is a messenger RNA of Acanthoscelides obtectus, 973 nucleotides long. The record is from the annotation of a GenBank genome assembly. NCBI's taxonomy places the organism in Eukaryota, Metazoa, Arthropoda, Insecta, Coleoptera, Chrysomelidae.